CUCCGUUAUUGCGGAAGUGAGCUCGAUGCUGCGCCACAAAGUUCGUCUGGGAAACAUUCGGAGUUCUACCAGACGACCAGACCAGACAGAUUGGUUUCCUGAAGUUGUCUGUCAGAAGUGGACUUUGUAGACGGUGUUGCGAUGGCGGAUUCACCGUACCAAGGCACCACGACACCAGCAAGUCGCAAAUCGGGAACUGUUGGACGUUUAACUUUUCCUGAAGUUUUCUUAAAGAGUGCUCAAUUGCUCUUCUCUGUGAUUGCCUUCAUCCUUGAGGAGAUUGUGACCACCUGCAAUGCGUGUGGAUUCCUCUACUUCUUCGAGUUCAUCAGCUGCACGGCUUUCCUCUUCACCCUCCUCCUCACCAUCCUCCUCGCCUCCAAGUUGCACAGCAAAGUUGGCAUCAACCGCUGGGAAACACUGGACUUCGGGUAUACAUUUGUCAUUGCCAUUCUGUUUAUUUUGGCAUCUGUCCUCUUCCUCUCCAACAACAACGGAUCUGAGAUAGAGAAAGUGUCUGGGAUAUUUGGCAUCAUUGCGGCAGUUUUUUUCUUUGCCAAUGCUGCUUUCCUCUUGGCAACAAAACGAAGCAAAGUCUUGUUCUGUCUGGGUGACACAAAAAAACCAACAGUCCAAGCGGAGGAGGGAGAGAAACUGCAAAAUGGCGCAUGAUGACUUGGCUGUAGUGGCUUUUUCACCUUCCUGAAUUUGUUUCAAGGAAACAAACCUUUUCUCUUUUUUCCUUUUUAUGCAAAACUGUGUGGAAUGGAUGAAUCUGUCAUGCCAGUCUUUUAAAAUCAGAUCAUAUUUCUUUGUAUCAUGUUUUAAUAGGGAUACCCUCUGUACAGCAUUUUACUGCAUUUCAUGUAAAUGCAACAAUGAAAUGUCUCAAAUGGAAUUUAUACAUAUUCUAACAUUAGACAUUGUUUUAAUUUGAACAAUCAUCAAAAUUGGCCAGAAGUGUUUUAGUUUCCCCUCAGUAUUUAAUUUAUGGAUUUAUGGCAUAAAAUGGACAACAGUCAUAGUAAUUUGACUUUGUCCACCCUCAGGACAAGCUGUACAUGUAUGGUAUUUUCAACUCCACAAGGGGGCAGUCUGACCACAUUUUGGCCAGAGCUGUACUCUGAUAUUGGCAGAAUCAAAAGUAGUAAAAGAAAAUGCAAGGCAAAAACUCAAGUUGUCCUUAUGUCAUCUUUUAGUAUGUACAGUUCAUGGAUAAAUUGUUUUAAUGCAGCAUAGAUGUUUUCCUGUGCGAAUGUGGGUAAUUUAUAUUUAGCUUGUUACAUGAUGUACCUUGUACAAUACUGCAGAAGUGCCUUUUUGUGUAUUUUUGUGUCAUAACUGUUUGUGCCUUUAUGUAGGCUAUGCAUUGCUCUUAUAAAGAAAUGAUUUUAAAUAUCCUGGCCAGCAUGUUUCAAAAUCGAGGACUUUACUUAAUAAUGUAAUCCCAUGAAAUGUUUUAUUUUAUUUUUUUAUCUUCAUUUUUUUUAAAUCAUGUGGUGUUAUUUUUAAGAACAUUUAUUUACGUCCCAAAGUUGAAUUAUUCGUUUUGGUCUCGAAGUGUGUAAAAGCAGUAUCGGAUCAGGUUUUGUGAUGCCCAUUAAGAAAAAUGGACUGCAAUCAUGUUGGGACAUUGACCCAUAAAUGUCUUCUUCUAUUUAAAAGUGUGUGUGUGUGUGUGUGUGUGUGUGUGUGUGCCCACUAAUCUGUGGAGUAUUCCUCCAGAUUGAUGCCACUUCAUGGACGUUGCACGACUGUGUCUGACUGUGUGCCUUAGCCAUGCUCCUCACUACACACACAAUGAUUAAAAAAAAUAUCACCUUGCACCCAGAUAGCCAAAGCCUACCAUAUACAUGGGUUCUACAUUUUUGUUCCCCCCUGGCAGCGCGAACCUAGCUGCGCACAAUUCAACCUCUGAUUGUUGGAAACCGCUGUUGGUCAAAAAAUUAGCUCACAUGGUUGGCUGCCAGUGUCUUGCCCCCCCUCACAAUAUCGUGUUUACAAACACCGCAAACCCAUGUAUAGUUUAUGGGUCGACAAGAGUCAGUGACGGAACAAUUGCGCUCAGGGCCCCAGGGCAAAACACUGACAUGGCCCCCCAUACGGAUUGCUAAGGGCCCCAUCCACCAAUAUGGGAGGAUUCUGGGCCCAGGGGCAAAUGCCCUGCUUGGCCCCCCUAUAUCUCUGCUGUUGGCAAGAGUAAUAAAAACCACAGUAUGUUUGACAAAGCUUUUGUGUAUGGCUUAAGAUUUAAACCAUAUACUUAAAGUUUAUACAAUAUUUAAGUCAAUGAAUUAAUGAAGUACAAAAACUUCAAAAGCAGACACAACAUUGUGUGUGUUUUUUAAGACAUUCAACUGUAGGGAAGAAGUCUGUCCUUGUACUUUAUGCCUUUGUGUGCUUUUCUGUUUCCUUUUUUAUUUUAUUCUAUUUUUUUUAUUUUGCUAAAUGUAUUGUCAUUAUUACUCUGCUCUUACUUUCAAAAUGUUGUAUUAUUGGCUGGCUGAGGACCAUUAACCUGGUUCUCGCGCAGAUGGAUGCGAGCUCACGAAGUUGAACGAAAAUGCACGAAGGGUCUGCGUGAGAACCAGGCUAGAGGACCAUCGUGCUCGUGAAAACUGUCAACCAACUCAUCAAGUGUUCUUGACAGUUUGGUCCAGUCUGAUUCUUCAUAAGCCAUUUUUUGUUUGUUUGUUUGUUUUUGCAUUCAAUAUUACAUUGUGUACAACAUCAACAACGUGGUUGCCUAUAACCUGUGACUUUUUAAAAUAAAACAUGUAAAAUA
Messenger RNA from Engraulis encrasicolus (European anchovy), 2785 nucleotides. RefSeq names its product CKLF-like MARVEL transmembrane domain containing 6 (gene cmtm6). The coding region runs from base 142 to 672 and encodes 176 amino acids. Lineage: Eukaryota; Metazoa; Chordata; Actinopteri; Clupeiformes; Engraulidae. The record is from RefSeq and is a predicted model, not a curated record. The transcript is spliced from 5 exons. Gene Ontology annotation, cellular component: membrane.